AUGAUCAACUGUUCGAAGAAGGAAAGAUUUUUUGAUUAUUUGACUUUCGAAUAUUGUGAUGAUACGCUUCUUGAACUCGAUAUUGUUAUGUUUUGCUUUCUGCAGACGCCGAGAGAUCAACCGAAAUUUAUCGGCGAUGCUCGAAUAGGUCGAUUUAUGAUAGACGAUGAUUUGGCAUCAGAUGCAAACUUCAAUAUUGCACGAGGCUGGAUGAAUACUUGCAUUCUUGAACAUCCUGAAUCGAAAUGUCCUUCCUUUGAAGACGAAGUCUUACCUUCUAGAGUGAUCGAUGUUGGUUUGGAAAACACAAAUCCAUCUCUUUUAAUGACACACGGCUUUAGGGGUAAAUAUAUCGCACUGAGUCAUUGUUGGGGAGGCCGAAUCGAGACCAUUCUAAAAACAUCGAAUCUGAAAUCGCUCCAAAAAGGGAUCACAAUGACAAGCUUACCAGCUGAUUUCAGAGACGCAAUCUUGAUCACUCGAGCGCUCGGCUUUCAAUUUCUGUGGAUAGAUUCCUUACGUAUCAUUCAGGACUCCAAAUAUGGUUGGGGAAUUGAAUCAAAGAAGAUGGGAGGCAUUUAUCGGAACUCCGCUCUGACUAUCGGAGCAGCAGCAGCACAUAGAGCCGCCGAUGGUAUGCUUCACCCUCGAUCACAAACACUUCGCGUCAUGAAGCCUAAACUCAAAUUAUCGAAAGACAGUGGAUCCGAUGACGCUGUGGAGAUCGCUAGGUCCACUGCUUUGUCGUCUGAAUAUCUUGCCACAUUGUUUGAAUCUGGACCUCUACAAUCUCGAGCUUGGGCAUUCCAAGAGAGAAUGCUCUCACCUCGAAUACUGUGGUAUGGUCGCAGACAAAUCUAUUGGCAAUGCCUAUGUGGAUUUCGAUCUGCGGACGGCGCGCUAUCAGGUGGUGCGUGUUUUCCCUCGAGUAAGCGCUACAUCUAUCCAGUGAUCACCCAAAGGCUUAUUUUCAACCAAAAUUAUAAUGAUAAGUUCACAGAAUUCUCCAGAGAAGAACUGCUAGAGAUGAAUUAUGAGUAG
This is a messenger RNA of Botrytis porri, 1041 nucleotides long. RefSeq lists its product as uncharacterized. The transcript has 2 exons. The coding region runs from base 1 to 1041 and encodes 346 amino acids. Lineage: Eukaryota; Fungi; Ascomycota; Leotiomycetes; Helotiales; Sclerotiniaceae. The record is from RefSeq and is a predicted model, not a curated record.